AUGAAAUUCAUCAAAUACGUUCCCAAAAAGCUCUUCAGGAGGAAGAAAUCUCGACCAGUUCCUGGAUCAGAAUCUGACCCAGCUUCUUUCAGUUCGUCGGAUGAUUCUCAAACCGGGUUCAGUAAGCCCACAAAUGGGUCAACCACACCAACCAGCGUUCUACCUGCCGAAGAAUUGUCGGAAUUUGAGUUAAAACAAGCGUUUGAAUUGAUAGACAGAGAUGGUGACGGGAAGAUAAAGAAGGAGGAGCUAGAGGCGUUAUUGAUCCAUGUCGGAGCCGAACCGCCGAGUCAGGAGGAGCUGAGGCUGAUGUUGAGCGAAGUAGAUGUAGAUGGCGAUGGGUGUAUUAGUUUAGGAGAUUUUUACGCGAUCGGCUCGGCUUUUGGGCCUCCGGCGUGUGAUGCAGAGAUGAAGGAAACGUUCAACUUCUUCGACUCGGAUCAUGACGGAAAGAUAACUGCGGAUGAGCUCUUUAACGUUUUCAGAACGAUUGGUGACAGACGGUGCACAUUAGAGGACUGCCGGCGCAUGAUAAAAGGUGUUGAUAAAAACCGUCCGCUUCGAGGACUUCACUCACAUCACCGACCAAGAGUCUACUACAAUGCCAUGUUUUACGGGAAAGUGCUCUUUAUUCAAAGCAUCGCCAUGGCUUCAUGUUCAAAACCAAAAUGUCCAAAAACCGCAGUUGCCAACUCCCCCCUGACCUCGCAACCACCACCACCACCCUCCUGCAUCAAUUUACAACUCAGAUCCCAUUCACAACUACAAAUUACAGAGCAACAAAAAACACCAUCUCAGCCACUUGUAGGAAAGAGAGGAGUGCAAAAAUAUUGGUUUAGUCUGUCAGACAACCGCCUGACCAUCCUAGCCGAGCGGGCAUUUAUCAUCCACCAGACUUGGUUUCCUGUCUCCUUAGAACUCAAGGAUACAGAGGUACGAGCCUAUAGAACAGAUCCUGUUCAAACACCGAAGGUUAGUUUCAAGAAGCCCAUCGGAAGUGUGAGUGUUUCUGGCCAUAUGUUUGUGGGAUGUCCAAUGCCGUGUGGUGUGCAGAUAACAAAAGGGUACAAGGGAUUCCAAAAGGAAGUCCAAAAGUGCCUUAUCGAUGUUCACAAUUUGAAAGGUUGUCUUAGGGAAUCAGGAAUUGGUGCCAUGCUAAAUCAACUGAGCAGUACAGUUGUUUGCGAGACCACGUGA
Molecule: messenger RNA, 1197 nt
Organism: Fraxinus pennsylvanica
Lineage: Eukaryota; Viridiplantae; Streptophyta; Magnoliopsida; Lamiales; Oleaceae
Source: the annotation of a GenBank genome assembly